GGUUCUCUUCCUCCAAAAGUCGUAUAAAUAUAACCAUGCCCUGCCUCUUCUCACUCUUUUUUUUUAUUCUUUUUCCCCUUUCCUCUUUUCUAAUCCCCUUUCCACCCUUUCGCCCUUUUUCUCCUUUCCACUCUCCAUCCGCCCCUCCCCCCUCCCCACUCUACUUACUCAUCUUUUGCAUAGAUCUAAUAGUAUCGGGCUCGGAUCAACACACUCUCCCUUCUCUCCAUAUCAUCUUUAGACUCUACCCUACUACAUCUCUACUCCACUCUUUCGUUUCAUUGUAAAAGAAGCAAAAACAAAUGGCUUCCAGAGAAAAGAAGUCCCCUCUCGUCAACUUGAUCGCCGGUGGUUCUGCCGGUUUCAUGGAGGCCCUGAUCUGUCAUCCUCUUGACACGAUCAAGGUCCGCAUGCAGCUCGCCAAGAACGCCCCCAGGAACGCCGCUGGCAGCAACUUGUCGUUCGUGGGUGUCGGUAUGAGGAUUGUCAAGCGGGAAUCGCCCAUGGCCCUGUACAAGGGUCUGGGCGCGGUGACGGCCGGUAUUGUCCCCAAGAUGGCGAUCCGAUUCACGACCUUCCAGUUCUACAAGGACCAGAUGGUCGACAAAAACGGCACCCCGUGGAAGCUGAACAAUUUGUGGGCUGGUCUGCUCGCCGGUGUCACCGAGGCCGUCUUGGUCGUCACCCCCAUGGAUGUCGUCAAGAUCCGUCUCCAGGCCCAGCGCCACUCCAUGGCCGAUCCCCUCGAUAUCCCCAAGUACCGCAACGCCGCCCACUGCGCCUACACCGUUGUUCGCGAGGAAGGCUUCGGCGCCCUCUACCGUGGAGUCGGUCUCACCUCCCUUCGCCAGGCCUCUAACCAGGCCGCCAACUUCCCAACAUACCACUUCUUGAAGGGCUACCUCCAGCGUCUCCAGGACAUCCAGGACUUGCCCGGCUACCAGUCAGCGGUCAUCGGUCUGAUCUCCGGAGCCAUGGGUCCCCUUGUCAACAACCCAAUCGAUAUUGUGAAGACCCGUAUUCAGAAGACCCCCAACCCUGAGGGCUUGAGCGGCUGGGCUCGCUUCACGGACGUGAACGGACAGAUCUUGAAGAACGAGGGCUGGAGGGCUUUCUACAAGGGUGUCACCCCCCGUGUGUUGCGUGUCGCUCCUGGCCAGGCAGUUACCUUUGCAGUCUACGAGCGUGUAUCGAGCUGGUUGGAUAGCAACUCGGAUUCCUUCAAGCUCACCGCCGCUGCUGCCAAGUAAUUGAUUGGCGAGGACAAGCAUCGAAUCCAUUUAACUCAUCUCAAAAGUACAUAGUGAUUUUCAUUAAAAACAUUCAUUUUUCAU
Messenger RNA from Gamsiella multidivaricata, 1334 nucleotides. Its product is annotated as mitochondrial carrier domain-containing protein. The transcript has 3 exons. Gene Ontology annotation, biological process: succinate transport; fumarate transport; transmembrane transport. NCBI's taxonomy places the organism in Eukaryota, Fungi, Mortierellomycota, Mortierellomycetes, Mortierellales, Mortierellaceae. Bases 303 to 1250 code for a protein of 315 amino acids. The record is from RefSeq and is a predicted model, not a curated record.